AUGAUCCGCGCCCUGAAAGCACGGUUCGCACCUCGCAACGGCCGCAAGAUUGCCUCAGGUCACUUGGAAUUUGACUUCGACGAGUCCGCCAUACCUGACCUCGGUGAUGACGGUGAUGACCGUCUAGAAGCUCUUUUUUCCGAGCACCUGCUGGAAUUGACCACGUUCACAUUGAGACUGACAUGCAAGACUCUUGGCAGCGGUGCUGAGACCCUUGCAAAGGGUCUGGCAAGUCUGGUCAAGCUCAGAAACUUGCAAGUUCAUUUAGGCAGCUGCAGCGUUGGUGAUGACGGUGCUGUAGCUCUGGCAAAAUCCUUGGGUGAGCUGACUCAGCUCACCAGUCUGGAGUUCAGUUUGGAACACAACUGUGUUGGGGAUAAAGGUGCAGUGACUCUUGCGACGUCAUUGGAAAGGCUUUUGGAGCUCACCAGUUUGCAACUGAAUCUGGCAGCAAACAGUGUGGGUGACGAAGGUGCCAAAGCUCUUGCAAGAUCCUUCCGCAAUCUUAAAAAACUUACCGAAUUGCAAGUCAGUUUGAAAAGCAACAGUGUUGGUGACGAGGGUUCUGCAGCUCUGGGAGAUGCCUUGGGCAAUCUCACGCAGGUCACCAAUUUGCAAGUAAAUCUGGAACGUAACAAAGUUUUUGAUGAGGGCGCUAUGGAACUUGCGAAGUGCUUCAGCAAUCUAGUGCACCUUAUCAAGUUGCAAGUGAUUUUGGGACACAACAGACUUUGUGCUGCGGGUGCCAAAGCUCUUUCAGCAUCCUUCAGCAAUCUUGUGCAGCUGACCUGUUUGCAAGUCUCUUUCAAAAGCAACAGUGUUGGUACUGAAGGUGACACAAUAGCUCUUGCAAAAUCCUUCGCAAGGCUUUCACAGCUGACAAACUUGCGGGUGGACUGGGCAGAGAACAGUCUUGGUGAUAGAGGCACAGGAGCUCUUGCUGAGUCUUUAGGUAGCCUUGGGCAGCUCACUAGCUUGGAAGUCAAUUUUGCACACAACAAUGUUUCUGAUGAAGGGGCCCAAACUCUUGCUGAAUGUCUUGGCAAUCUUGCGCGGCUGACGAAUUUGCAAGUGAUUCUGGAAGACAACGUUGUUGGAGGUGAAGGCGCUGUAGCUCUGGCAGGAUCCUUGGGCAAGCUGACUCAGCUCGCCAAGUUGAAGUUCAGUUUGGAACACAACUGUGUUGGUGAUAAAGGUGCAGUGGCUCUUGCGACGUCAUUCGAAAGCCUUCUGGAGCUCACCAGUUUGCAACUGAAUCUGGCAGCAAACAGUGUGGGUGACGAAGGUGCCAAAGCUCUUGCAAGAUCCUUCCGCAAUCUUAAAACACUUACCGAAUUGCAAGUCAGUUUGAAAAGCAACAGUGUUGGUGACGAGGGUUCUGCAGCUCUGGGAGAUGCCUUGGGCAACCUCACUCAGGUCACCAAUUUGCAAGUGAAUCUGGAACACAACGGUGUUCUUGAUGCUACAGAACUUGCAAGGUGCUUUGGCAAGCUUGUGCAGCUGACACAUUUGCAAGUGAAUUUGGGAGACAACAGACUUGGUGCUGACAGUGCCAAAGCUCUUGCAGCAUCCUUAAGCAAGCUUGAACAGCUGACUUGCUUGCAUGUUGAUCUGCUCGGCAACAGUGUUGGAGACCAAGGUGGCAUAGCUCUUGCAGAAUCCCUGCACACACUUGUUAAGCUGACGAGUUUGCAACUUGAUUUGCAGGGCAACCUCAUUGGACAUAAGGUGGCCGAAGGUGGUUUGCAGGGCAGCAUCGUUGGCCACGAGGUGGCCGAAAUUCUGGCCACAUCUUUGGAAAGACUUGUGCAGCUCAACGAUUUGGAAUUGAAUUUAGCGGGCAAUAUGCUUGGAGCUGAGGGUGCCGUAGAUGUUGCAAGAUCCUUGGGCGUUCUGAAAGGGCUGACGAGUCUGAAAGUGAAUUUGGGAGACAACGGAGUUGGUACUGGAGGUGAUGUAGAUGUAGCUGCAGCUUUGGCAGAGUCUUUGAACAACCUGAUGCAGCUUGCCACAUUGCAAGUGAGUUUGGAACGCAGCAGUGUUGAUGAUGCUGCUGAGGCUCUUGCCACAUCCAUUGGCAAUCUCAAGCAAGUCACCAAUCUGCAAGUCCGUUUCAAAAGCAACAGUAUUGACUCUACAGAUGCAAGGUAUCUUGCAGAAGCCUUUGAAAGCCUUGCACAGCUGACAGAAUUGUGGGUGGACUGGGCAGACAACAGCAUUGGUGAUGAAGGCGCAAAAGGACUCGCAACAUCUUUGGGCAGUCUCAAGCAGCUGACUAGAUUACAGGUCAAUUUGACUCGCAACAAUGUUGGUGACACAGGCAUCAAUCCUCUUGCUGAAUCUCUUGGCAAUCUUGUGCAGCUGACGAAUUUGCAGCUGAUUUUGGAAGAUAACGUUGUUGGUGGCAAUGGGGUUGUAGCUCUGGCAGAAUCCUUGGGCAAACUUGUCCGGGUCUCCAGUUUGCAAGUGAAUCUGGAACGCAACAGUGUUGGUCAAGCUGGUGCUGUAGCCCUUGCGAACGGCUUCAGCACUCUUGUGCGGCUCGCGAAUUUAGAACUGAAUCUGCAGGCUAGUGGUGUUAACGAUGGAGCUGUUGAUGUGUUGGGAGAGGCUUUGGAGAAGCUCACCAAGCUCACCAACCUGGAAGUUGAUUUGCGGAGCAACCCACACGUAGAUCUUGAAUGUGUGAAGACCUUCAGGGCCAGGCUUUCCCUUGUGCCGAUGCUCUUGACUUAUCACGAUGAUGACGACGAUGAUGUUAAGAAUCUUAGCUCGCUGGACAAUGCAAUUUGACUUGGUCGUCGAUGACGAAAAGGCGGAGUGGCUGGCGACACGGUGUUUGCCUAGAGUCCUAGAGCCCCAGUUGAGAAGAAAAUCACCAGAAACGAUCAUGCCCAGCUUCUCCACAGCCGCAGGCAGUCUGUUUAAGAAGCACCACCUCCAUGCCGUGCCAUUGGGGUCCACGCACGUGAUGCGAUGGGGUUCGUGCGUCGCAGAACUAUGCGACACAUGCCUCUGUCCAGGUGUUUGUUUAGAGCGACACACUCAUGAAUUUCAAGUUCCACAAUUUGAACAUGACUCAAGGCCUCUUUCUUUUUGAACAA
Durusdinium trenchii is the source of this 3104-nucleotide messenger RNA. The record is from the annotation of a GenBank genome assembly. Lineage: Eukaryota; Dinophyceae; Suessiales; Symbiodiniaceae.